Durusdinium trenchii is the source of this 2185-nucleotide messenger RNA. The record is from the annotation of a GenBank genome assembly. Lineage: Eukaryota; Dinophyceae; Suessiales; Symbiodiniaceae.
AUUGAAAUUGCCAGUGGCCGCAUGGCUUGGAUACUGCGGGCCUUCAAAGCCAUUGUUCUGGUCCUUGUGGCUGAUGCAGUCCCAGGGGGGCCAUUGAGGUUGGAACAUGCGAAGGUCCCGAGCUUUCUGAACAGCAGUGCUUUGUCCAAAGCAUGGCUCUCCGAUGCACUGCGGCGGCGAGCCCUUUUUGGGAAGGUCCCGGAGGCUCAGGAAACUAUUAGCAGAUCCCAUUUGGAGCUCGAGCAGCUGGGAGGCAGUUUGCCAAGUUCAGGCUCUGCCAUUGUGCUCUAUGCGGCGCACGAUGCCAGCAUCACUAUCAGUAUGGAUGGACGCAUCCAGUGCGUGCUGGAGCUCGAGCGCCUCUUCAAGAUCCGUUACUAUUGGCCACCUCUUGAGGCCUCUGAGACAGUUUGGCUUGAAGCCCUGAUGGUUGUGAAGGCGCGCUGCCCAGAGGCCUGUCCAGAGAGCUUUGACUACGGUGCAAUUGUGCUUUUUGAGUCUCCGAAGAUGGAGCCACGUGUGGAGUACAGCGCGCUGCCCUUGAUCGUGGAGAAGGUCUUUCCUGUAAAGCAAUGGCGCUUGGUGGAUCACCACGAAGCACAUGCGCGGAUGAGCUUUUUCGAUUCACCUUUUCAGCAAGCGCUGAUUUUGAGCUAUGAUGGUGGUGGCAAUGACGGAGUUUUCAAUGUCUACUACGGCCAAGAGAAGACUGUCCUCCGUCUUGGCCAACUUGGCAUUGAUUUGGGUGAGAGAUAUGCCACUAUUGGAGCCAUGAUGACUGAAAUCUCCAGCCGUGAAGUGGAUGCUAGUUGCAGCAACUAUGUUGCGAAGCCUGCCAGCCUGAACCUGCCUCCUGAUGCUCUGGUUGAUUUGGUGUACGGGUAUAACUUCUCCAUGAUUGAUCAUCUCAGCUGGACAGGAAAGCUUAUGGCCUAUGCAUCUUUGGGGGUUCCAAGUCCGGACAUCGAAGCUCUGAUGUCGAAGUACUUACGAAACCACGCUCAAGGUGGCGAAUUGAUGCCAGUUGGCCUGGUGCGGGCCUGCUGCGAAUCCCUCAACGGUCAGCGGGCGGUGGCUGCUGCCGCUCAGGCACAGUUUGAGACCUACAUGUUGGAGUUGGUGAAGGACCUUUUGAAGGAGCUCAGUCCUUUAGGCCUGCCACGACCAGAAGGUCUCGUACUUACAGGUGGCUGUGCGCUCAAUGUAUUGGCCAACCAGGUCAUCUAUGACACCCUCUCCGAGAAUGCCAAAGAUCCGAUCGGCAUUUAUGUGCCAGCUGCGCCCAACGAUUCUGGACUUUCUGUCGGAGGUGCCUGGUCCCUGGUGCAACCAGCAGAGAAGCAGCAGCUUCAAUAUGCUGGUUUCCGACUUUGGGACGACUCGAUACUGGAGAAAAUGGCAGUGGCUUGGGGCGCUCGGCGCUUGAGUGAGAUGGGUGGCGUGAACUUCCUGGCGGAGCUUCUCAGCACUGGUCCACCUGGUGAGAAGCCCAUUGUGGCCGUGGUUCGUGGGCGGCAGGAGUUUGGUCCCCGUGCCCUGGGCCAUCGAUCUUUGCUGGCAGUCCCAGAUUCCGCGCUGAUGAGGGAUCGCAUGAACCGUUUGAAAGGCAGGCAGUGGUUCCGGCCGGUUGCGCCCAUGAUUGCUGACGAAGCCUUGAGACAGGUCUUCGGCCGAGAGGUGAAGUCACCGUACAUGUCCAUGGCCCCUCGAGUUCUGGAGGAGGUGCUCAAAGAAUUUCCUGCAUUGGCACAUUUGGAUGGCACAGCUCGCCAUCAGUCAGUAGGUGCAAAAGAUGAGCCCUGGGUACAUGCGCUGCUGCUGGCAGUGGGAAAACACACAGGCUUGGCAGCCUUGAUCAACACUAGUUUCAACUCCAAAGGACGUCCGAUUGCUAACACGGUGAAGGAGUCCUUGGAUAUGUUGCGAGAGCUUUCAGAUCUCGAUUAUGUGCUCAUUGAGGAUUGGCUUUUCAAAGCGCCUGGCAGACAAUAGCAAUGCCCUGUUGUGGCAAGCCUGUACAUGUUGUCAACAUGCUGGCGCAGCGCAGCCAACAUCGGGUGGAGCUCUUUGGUGAUGACCAAUAUGCUCAAGUCGGAGAGCUGCGGCAACCAGCAUGCUAAGGCGUAACAUGCCAAAAAGCCUCGCGCAGCAUGCUUUGUGAGCAAUUGGCUUCCAACCCAUCCAU